AUGGCCAGUAUUGAACAACAAAUUCAAGAACUUAAUGCUGAUAUUGAUGAAAUAAAAAAGUUACUUACUCAAUCAAAUCGUUCACGAGUAAAACAAUUUCUUGAAGUUCAACAACGUCGAUUGGAAACUGAUUUAGUUACACUUAAAGAAAAACAAGAACAAAAUACUGCAUCAGCAGUAGAAAAAAAACAAAGUGUAACUGUACCACCAUCAGCAAAUCGUUCUUAUACAAAAGACUUAACACUUUAUGCUUGGGAUCAAACGGAUAAAUUCGUAAAAGUAUACGUUCAAAAUUUAGAUGGUGUUGGUGAUUUACCUGCCAACCAAGUUCGUUGUUCAUUUGAAGAUCAAGGUUUUACACUUGAAAUAGCUAAUUUAAAAAAUGUUAAUUAUAUAUUUAAACGAGGUCGUCUCUUACAUGAAAUCAAACCUGAACAAUCAUCAUAUAAAGUUAAAAAAGAUAUGGUUAUUGUAUCAUUAGCUAAAGCAGAUUCCAAAAGUUGGGAAUGCAUAUUUCGUGAUGAAAAGAAAGCUCCAGAAAAACAAUUACCAAAAAUGGAUGAUAGUAAAGAUCCAGGCGAUUCAUUAAUGCAACUUAUGAAGAAUAUGUAUGAAACAGGUGAUGAUGAAAUGAAACGAACAAUUGCUAAAGCAUGGACUGAAUCACGUGAAAAAAUGAAUACUGGUGGCGGUGGCUCAGAUAUGCCUGAAUUUUAG
Molecule: messenger RNA, 717 nt
Organism: Rotaria sp. Silwood1
Lineage: Eukaryota; Metazoa; Rotifera; Eurotatoria; Philodinida; Philodinidae
Source: the annotation of a GenBank genome assembly